GUUAUUUGUUCGUUUCUUGACUUCACCUGCGCAAUGUCUAAACGCCCGAAUGCCGACAGCGAUGGCGCUCUCGUGAAGCGCGCCCGUUCCAAUGAGCCUGGCCCAACGAACCAGAUUGCCAUCUCGUCUGCAGGGGACGACAGCAAAAAGGGACUUAUCAGGACCGUCCAGCGAACCAGCAACCUCGAAGCGCCCAUUGUAUCUCUUGCCGGAGCACAUUCGGGGGAAAUUCUGAGCUGCCGAUUUGACCCAACGGGACAAAACAUUGCAGCCUGCUCAGCCGACAGGAGCGUCUCCCUUUGGCGUACCUACCCCCCAAACACCAAUUACGGCCUUCUCCAGAACCUUGCCAAGGCCCCCAUUCUUGACCUCCAAUGGUCCCUCUGUUCCCCCCUCAUCUACACCGUCGCCGCCGACCACACGCUCACCUACACGGACGUCACCACCGGCGAGCGCGUGCGUAAGAUCCGCGCGCACCGCGAGAUCAUCAACGCGCUCGACAGGACGAUGGCGAGUGGGAGCGGGCAGGAACUCGUGGCGACAGCGUCCGACGACGGGACGGUGAAGGUGUGGGAGGGCGGGGAGGAGGCGUCGAAGCAGGCUAUCGCGACGUUCGAGGUCGGAUGUCCCGCGACGGCGGUGUGCUGGAGCGCAGAUGGGGCGCAGCUGUAUGUGGGCGCGUUGGACAACGAGAUCCAUGUGUACGACCUUCGCAAGGGCGAGCAGGUAUACACGCUCACAGGGCACACGGACACGCCGACAUCCAUUGCACUGUCGCCCAACGGCAACUACAUCCUUUCCCCCUCCCUCUCCUCCCUCACGAUCAUUCAUGACGUCCGCCCGUUCUCGCCAACACCCACGCGUGUACACCGCAUCUUGCAAGGAGCCCCAGCCGGCUUUGAGAACACGUUGCUGAGAGGCGCGUGGAGCAAGGAGGAUGGUGGGCGCCGCGUCGCUGUCGGCGGCGCGGACCGUACCGUCUGCAUCUGGGAUGUGGAGACCGGAAAGAUUCUGUACAAGCUUCCUGGGCAUAAGGGCACAGUAACAGCGGUUGACUUCCACCCGAAGGAGCCGAUCAUCCUUACCGGAAGCAAGGACGGCACGAUGCUCUUGGGCGAAAUCGAGCCGACGAACGUUGCAUAAUGUACAGAGAGUACAGAUAUUCAGACACUGCAAAAUCCGAGGUUCUGGACGUCAUGCCACUGGCGUUUUGCAGUACGAAUGGCAGCCUGAGCAGCGACUUUUAACCACGAGCACAAGCCUUAUGAAAAUGAUCAGGAUAUAGUAAGCGUCAUCUAUCUGUCGAGACACAGUCGAGGCAAACAAGGU
This is a messenger RNA of Schizophyllum commune H4-8, 1329 nucleotides long. RefSeq names its product WD40 repeat-like protein. Gene Ontology annotation, cellular component: catalytic step 2 spliceosome. The record is from RefSeq and is a predicted model, not a curated record. NCBI's taxonomy places the organism in Eukaryota, Fungi, Basidiomycota, Agaricomycetes, Agaricales, Schizophyllaceae. The transcript has 6 exons. The coding region runs from base 34 to 1143 and encodes 369 amino acids. Gene Ontology annotation, molecular function: RNA binding; protein binding.